AAUAUUUACAUGUCUCUGGAUAUUUUUUAGUGUUUUUUCUGGUGGUUUUAAAGACCGAUUACUUUAGUGGAUUUCUGGUGGGCCACGAGGCUCCAAUAUGUGGGUUCGGAAAAAAAAAGUUGGCAACACUGUCAUUUGGUUUGGAAAUGUCAAACAAACAAAAUAGUGUACCUACAGAAUUGAAUUGUGUGUACCUAUGUAAUAUGUAUUAUGUAUCAAACACGGGUACGAAUAUACUUUAUGUUUAUUCGGUAAAGUAAAGUAGUUCGUUUAUAACCAUAUUUAUAAAAGUAACCCAUGUAGUCACAGUUGAGCCGUGGUCUCAUGAAGUUGUAGCUGGUCGAUAUUAUAGGAAGUGCAAUGAAUUCAGUCUGUUACAACGGGGGCAAUGAUAGACUUAUCCAUGAAGCAGAUCAACUAAUUUCUUACAUAGAACGUGGAUCAUCAGUCGUUAAAUUCUUUCCUCGGAAACGUCCCGAGCGCCGCACUUUAUUAGUGCGUCGCGAAACUCAUCAAGUAAUUUGGUGUAGAAAUGGAUCUACUCAAAGACAUGCUUACGAAGGAGCUUUGGAUAUUCGAGACAUCAAAGAAGUGAGACUGGGGAAAUUAUCGAAGGAUUUUGAUAGAUGGCCUGAGGAAAGCAAAAGACUAGAAAGUUCCAAAUGUUUUGCCAUUUUUUAUGGAACCGAGUUUAAAUUGCGGUCGGCAUCAUUUGCAGCCCAGACCGACAAAGAAGUUGAGGCUUGGGUCAAAGGCAUAAGGUUUCUAAUAGAAGAGGCUGUGAAUGCAUCUUAUCCAUUACAAAUUGAGAGGUGGUUGAGGAAAGAAUUUUAUGCAAUAGAGAACACUCAGGAAAAGAUUACGUUGAAAGAAGUAAAGGCAUUUUUACCAAAAAUUAAUUGUAAAAUAUCAACAAGUAAACUUAGGGAUAUAUUCCAAGAAGUAGACACCAGCAAGAAAGGGGAGAUUGGUUUUGAUGAUUUUUCUAUUCUAUACCACAAAUUAAUAUUUGACGAGAAUAAUGUGCAUGAUAUUUUUGACAAGCAUUCAUUAUAUUGUGCUAAUGGCACUACAAUAACACUCCACGAAUUCCAAAGAUUUCUGAUUAAGGAGCAACAUGAUAGGUUGGGUGAAGACGAAGCAUCAGCUUCACAGUUUAUAAGAGACUAUCUACGUGAUCCUCAAAGAGAUAUAUAUGAACCCUAUUUCACACUUAACGAAUUUGUUGAAAUGCUGUUUUCCAAACAAAACACGAUAUGGGACAGUAGACAUGAUUAUGUGACUCAGGACAUGACAAGACCUUUAGCUCACUAUUGGAUUUCUUCCUCACACAAUACUUAUCUCACAGGUGAUCAGUUUUCAAGUGAAUCAUCUAUUGAAGCUUAUGUUCGUUGUCUGAGGUCGGGUUGUCGUUGCAUUGAGCUGGAUUGCUGGGACGGGCCUGAUGGAACACCAUUCAUUUAUCACGGCCAUACUUUAACAACUAAAAUUCGAUUUAUGGAUGUGUUGCGCACAAUAAAAGAACACGCGUUCGUUACUUCCGACUAUCCGCUAAUUCUGUCAAUAGAAGAUAACUGCUCUUUACCGCAACAAAGAAGAAUGGCCAACGCGUUUCAAGAUGUUUUCGGAGAUAUGCUGAUCGUUCAGCCGUGUGAAAAGAAUGAGACUUGCCUGCCGUCUCCUCAUGAUUUGCGUAAAAAGAUCAUAUUGAAGCAUAAGAAACUUCCAGAAGGAGCAGAGGAGAAUUCGUUCGCAUUUCGCCAAGAGGAAGGAAAGGAUCUCGAUCUCAGGAAUACAAUUAAAAAUGGAAUUCUGUUAUUAGAGGAUCCUGUCGAUAAAGAGUGGAAUCCGCACGCAUUUGUAUUGACUGAGAAUAAGCUAUAUUAUACAGAACAUUAUAGCACGCAAACUGAAACAGAUAUAGAUAGUGACGGUGAACAAGAGGGGGACACGGCGAGCAUACCUCCUGAUGAAUUGCAUUUUGGAGAGUGCUGGUUUCACGGGAAGUUGGCCGGUAAUAGACAAGAAGCAGAGGAUCUCCUUAGAGCUCACUCCCACUUGGGUGAUGGAACAUUCCUUGUCAGGGAAAGCGUGACCUUCGUAGGGGAUUAUUGUCUAUCAUUUUGGCGUCAAGGGAAAGUCAACCAUUGCCGUAUUAAAUUGAAGCAGGAGAGGGGCGUGACGAAAUACUAUUUGAUCGAUACAGUCUGCUUCGAUAGCUUGUAUAGCUUGAUCACGCAUUAUAGACAGCAUCCGUUGCGCAGUCAGGAAUUUUUAAUAACAUUGAAAGAGCCUGUACCUCAGCCGAAUAAGCAUGAGGGCAAAGAGUGGUAUCACCCAUACUGUACUCGCGCUCAAGCGGAGGAACUGCUGAGGAAGGCCAACAUGGAUGGAGCCUUUUUGGUGCGACCGAGCGAGAAGGAACAAGGCUCUUAUGCUAUUAGUUUCAGGUCUGAAAGGGAAAUUAAACAUUGUAGGAUAAAACAGGAAGGUAGAUUGUAUACUAUAGGGACGGUAAAGUAUGAGAGCCUUGUUGAACUCAUAUCGUUUUAUGAGAAACAUCCUCUGUACAAGAAAAUUAGAUUGUGGUAUCCCAUCAGUGAAGAGGUCGUGAGAAGAUUAAUAACGGAACCUGAUGAUAGCUCCGUUUAUGGAACUCCAGGCUACAUGGACCCGACAUCGUUCACAUCGAAGGUAACGGUGAAAGCUCUGUACGACUACAGAGCUAGGCAGGACGACGAGCUGUCGUUCUGCAAGCACGCGAUAAUCACGAACGUGGACAAGCCGGACGAGGGCUGGUGGCGCGGAGACUACGGAGGCAAGAGACACCAUUGGUUCCCCGCCAACUACGUGCAAGAGAUCGAAGUGCCGCACAUGCCCAACAUUGCUUGUCUAGAGAACGAAUCAGCAGCGUUGGGAUCAUUGCAGAAAGGUGUAGUUGAUGUGUUGGGGGCGGUAGUGGAGCUAGUGGUGGGUGAGGAGAGUGGCUCGGCCCGCUGGAUCGUGCGCAUCCAGAGCCCAUCCAUGUGUGCGCCCUUUGACAUGGCCGCUCCCACCAGGGAGAACGCCUUAGAGUGGCUCUCGGCCAUCAAAGAAGCGGCCCACAGUGCGAGCGCAAGAUCUCUGCAACACAGAAAAAUGGAACGCACGUGGCGUAUCGCCAAAGAAAUGUCGGAUCUCAUCGUAUAUUGCCGCUCUGUCGCAUUCAACCUGGAAAGAAUACGCGCCAAAGGAUUCAUCUUCAACGAGAUGUCGUCGUUCCCAGAGACGAAAGCCGAACGGCUCAUGUGCCAACAGGAUACGGCCUUUUUCAUGAGAUAUCACGCUAUCCAAUUGAGCCGUAUCUACCCAAAAGGACAAAGGAUCGACUCCUCGAAUUACAACCCGAUAUCUUUCUGGAACGCGGGCUCGCAAAUGGUCGCGCUCAACUAUCAGACUCCAGAUAAACCGAUGCAGAUAAAUAUGGGGAAGUUUAAAGAAAACGGUGGAUGCGGUUAUAUCUUGAAGCCAGAAUUCAUGUUCGACGAGCACUAUAACCCAUAUGAUAAGAAGUCCAUCGAGCAUAAAUUGAAGUCGAUAACUGUGAGACUGCGCGUGAUAGGAGCGAGACACUUGUGUAAGAUGGGUCGUGGCACUGCGAGUCCAUUCGUUGAAGUAGAAAUCAUUGGAGCAGAAUACGACAGCGGUGUGAAACUCGUCACGAAGACUGUUGCUGACAAUGGAAUAAAUCCAAUAUGGAAUGACAUAUGCGAGUUCGAGGUUCAGAAUCCAGAUUUAGCGCUGAUAAGGUUCCUCGUUCAGGACGAAGAUGUGUUCGGUGACCCGAAUUUUAUAGGACAGGCCGUUUAUCCGCUCAAAUGUCUCCGUACGGGGUAUCGCAGCGUCGUCCUUACUAAUGGAUAUUCAGAAGAACUGGAGCUAUCCUCGCUCCUCAUUCAUAUAUCACUCUCCCCACAUUAGAGUAUUGUUAGUACCUAACUCAGACAAAAAUAGUUUAUCCUCAACUAUCUCGAUUAUUUUUUAUGUAAUGGCAUCUUUUUUUUAUGUAUACAGUUGUUACAGCUAUUUGCGGUUUCAUGAGUUCUUUUAAGCAAUAUAGAAAGUGCUACUUAUAUGGAUAUGCAAUCAUGUUUAUUUAUCAUGGCUGACUAUGUUUAUUAUACUAUUAUUUUUAGUCCAUGCAAUAUUUUAGUGUCGAUAAAUAUUGUUAUAAAUUUGAAUUCGGUAGCUAAAUGUUUUUGAAAAUAUAUCUAUGUAGAUUGAUUAUUAUGUAUGCAUUGUGAUGAAUUGAGAUAUUAUAUAUGUGGGGUAUAUAAUGACUAUGUAUUUUAUGAAAUAUAUUUAUAUUGGUAUAAAAAUAUAUGUAUUCUUGAUAGCGUGUAAUUGACUACUAGUGAUGAAUCUAUAAAAAGCCACAAUAUGUGACUAUUGUACUGAAAUAUAUUUAUAGCCUAAUAUUAUAAUGAGCUAUAUUCAUGAACAUAACAUAAUUGGUCAGUCCAUUCAGAUAAUGAAAAUAUUAUAUUAUUUCUUUAAAAUUUAAAUAAUUCUAUUUAUAGCUGAAUAGAGUAUUCAUAUACAUACAUAUAAUAUUUAUAUACAUAUACUUCCUAUUUUCUAUU
Messenger RNA from Colias croceus (clouded yellow), 4622 nucleotides. RefSeq names its product 1-phosphatidylinositol 4,5-bisphosphate phosphodiesterase gamma-1 (gene sl). Gene Ontology annotation, biological process: positive regulation of epithelial cell migration; phospholipid catabolic process; phosphatidylinositol-mediated signaling. Gene Ontology annotation, molecular function: calcium ion binding; protein binding; phosphatidylinositol-4,5-bisphosphate phospholipase C activity. The coding region runs from base 361 to 3960 and encodes 1199 amino acids. NCBI's taxonomy places the organism in Eukaryota, Metazoa, Arthropoda, Insecta, Lepidoptera, Pieridae. The transcript has 12 exons. The record is from RefSeq and is a predicted model, not a curated record.